This is a messenger RNA of Morchella importuna, 327 nucleotides long. RefSeq lists its product as uncharacterized. The record is from RefSeq and is a predicted model, not a curated record. Lineage: Eukaryota; Fungi; Ascomycota; Pezizomycetes; Pezizales; Morchellaceae. The transcript is spliced from 5 exons. Bases 1 to 327 code for a protein of 108 amino acids.
AUGAGGGGGAGGGGGCAAGGGGAUUUGAACCUUCUCGCAUUCAGCAUUACCAAUUUUGAUACAGAAGAAGACAAGCCAACGAUUUUCUACCAACAAUCAUCUGAACCAUCAUUCCUCCUUGCCAACCCUGGCUGCCUCGCUACGCAUAAGGAGGAAGCAAAAGCCAGAAUCAUCAAAGGGGGGCUACCGUUCUCCCCCUGCCGGAUCCUGCCAUCACUCGCUCGCUGUUUAGAAAGAAAACUAUUUGAUCCUCUACUGGAAUUCACAAUUCCUCCCCCCCUCUCUGCCACCUUCAACGACAUGAGUCUCAUACCAGAUUACUUCUGA